This is a messenger RNA of Rangifer tarandus platyrhynchus (Svalbard reindeer), 1227 nucleotides long. The record is from the annotation of a GenBank genome assembly. Lineage: Eukaryota; Metazoa; Chordata; Mammalia; Artiodactyla; Cervidae.
AUGGACGGGCUGCCCGGUCGGGCGCUGGGGGCCGCCUGCCUUUUGAUGCUGGCGGUCGGCUGGCUGGGGCCCGGGGUCUGGGGCUCGCCCACGCCCCCGCCGUCGCCCGCCGCGCCGCAACCGCCCCCGCCGCCGCCCGGAGCCCCCGGCGGCUCGCAGGACACCUGCACGUCGUGCGGCGGCUUCCGGCGGCCGGAGGAGCUGGGCCGGGUAGACGGCGACUUCCUGGAGGCGGUGAAACGGCACAUCUUGAACCGCCUGCAGAUGCGGGGCCGGCCCAACAUCACACACGCCGUGCCCAAGGCCGCCAUGGUCACGGCCCUGCGCAAGCUGCACGCGGGCAAGGUGCGCGAGGACGGCCGGGUGGAGAUCCCGCACCUCGACGGCCACGCCAGCCCGGGCGCCGACGGCCAGGAGCGCGUCUCCGAGAUCAUCAGCUUCGCCGAGACAGAUGGCCUGGCCUCUUCCCGGGUCCGCCUGUACUUCUUCAUCUCCAACGAAGGCAACCAGAACCUGUUUGUAGUGCAGGCCAGCCUGUGGCUCUACCUGAAGCUGCUGCCCUGCGUCCUGGAGAAGGGCGGCCGGCGGAAGGUGCGGGUCAAGGUGUACUUCCAGGAGAAGGGCCCUGGCGACCGCUGGGCCGCGGUGGAGAAGCGCGUGGACCUCAAGCGCAGCGGCUGGCACACCUUCCCACUCACCGAACCCAUCCAGGCCCUGUUCUCGCGGGGCGAGCGGCGUCUCAGCCUGGACGUGCAGUGCGAUGGCUGCCGGGAGCUGGCCGUGGUGCCCGUGUUCGUGGACCCGGGCGAGGAGUCGCACCGGCCCUUCGUGGUGGUGCAGGCGCGGCUGGGCGACAGCAGGCACCGCAUCCGCAAGCGGGGCCUGGAGUGCGACGGGCGGACCAACCUGUGCUGCCGGCAGCAGUUCUUCAUCGACUUCCGCCUCAUCGGCUGGAACGACUGGAUCAUUGCGCCCAGCGGCUACUACGGGAACUACUGCGAGGGCAGCUGCCCCGCCUACCUGGCGGGGGUGCCAGGCUCGGCCUCCUCCUUCCACACGGCCGUGGUGAACCAGUACCGCAUGCGGGGGCUCAACCCGGGCACCGUGAACUCCUGCUGUAUCCCCACCAAGCUGAGCACCAUGUCCAUGCUCUACUUCGACGACGAGUACAACAUCGUCAAGCGGGACGUGCCCAACAUGAUCGUGGAGGAGUGCGGCUGCGCAUGA